This is a messenger RNA of Coregonus sp. 'balchen', 515 nucleotides long. The record is from the annotation of a GenBank genome assembly. Lineage: Eukaryota; Metazoa; Chordata; Actinopteri; Salmoniformes; Salmonidae.
CCGAAUGCUGGUGAAUGCUCUAUUCUAGUUGUUUUGGAUCUCAGUGCCGCGUUUGAUAUUAUUGAUCAUAACAUCCUUGUUGACCGGCUGGAGUGGUGGGUGGGAAUCUCUGGCAUUGCCCUCGACUGGUUCAGGUCAAAUAUAUGUGGCAGACGUUUCUCAGUGAGCAUGGGUGGUUCCAUAUCGUCCCCAGCACCUAUUCACUAUGGUGUCCGUCAGGGGUCAAUUUUGGACCCUAUCUUUAGAAUAUAAAAAAUUAUAUUAACCACUAAUCAUGUUUAGGGCUUGGUUUGGCACCAUUCUAUAUCUUAGAUCUUUUAUCUCCCUACGAGACAGGACGCAGCCUGAGAUCCUCUGGCAGGGCUACUGUUGACCAUUCCAAAGUGUAGGUUGAAGCGAAAGGAGACCAGGCAUUUGCCAUUAGGGCCCCUAGACUUUGGAAUGGUCUACCAGACGAGAUCAAGCUUACAGAUUCAGGGCCUCUUUUUAAAUCCCUGCUGAUGGCGGCCCUGAGC